Anneissia japonica is the source of this 1664-nucleotide messenger RNA. Its product is annotated as ribonuclease Oy-like. Gene Ontology annotation, biological process: RNA catabolic process. The record is from RefSeq and is a predicted model, not a curated record. Lineage: Eukaryota; Metazoa; Echinodermata; Crinoidea; Comatulida; Comatulidae. Gene Ontology annotation, molecular function: ribonuclease T2 activity; RNA binding. Bases 252 to 971 code for a protein of 239 amino acids. The transcript is spliced from 9 exons. Gene Ontology annotation, cellular component: extracellular region.
GCAUUAUCCGCAUCUCGGACACUUCGUGAGCGAAAAUAUAUUUUAACUGACGGGACUCAACAUUUUCUCACCCCGGGCCCCAUGACUCGUCGUUACGUAACACUGGGAGAUCUCUCGCAUAUUAUACGAUCAAAUCUUGAAGACGAUAGCUGGAACCACACGUUACGGCGAAAGCAUGGAUCUUCGCACAUUGCUGAUGAAAUCAAAUUGAAAGCAAGACGAAACAGUCUAGGCCCAUAAGCUGUACAGCCAUGUAUGUGAGCUGGUUUUUCUUCGUUGUUUCGUUGUCUUUGGCAUCUAGUAGUAUUACAGCAUGCAAAGAAGCUCAGAGCAAGCCAGAUUGGGAUAUUCUAAGGCUGACCCGGCAAUGGCCUCCGACGUUUUGUAUGUCUCAAGUGGAUUUACCUAGCAGAGCAUGUAAUCCAGCAAACGUGACCACGUGGAUAAUCCGCGGACUUUGGCCUAUAAAAGUGACACAGGACCAUCCUAACAACUGCCUUCCGCAACAGAUGUUUGAUUCAGCAAAAAUCAAGGAUAUUGAAAAGGACCUGAAUAGAACCUGGCCAUGUUUACUUACUAAUCUGCCGUAUACUUGGAUUUGGCAACAUGAAUGGUGUAGACAUGGAUCAUGUGCACAAGUCAGCCCUGAACUUCAAGGAGAGGCGAAAUAUUUCAGAAAAGCGAUUGACUUACAUAGUAAAUUUAGUAUCGAUAUGGCUUUAAGAUCAGCAUCCAUCAUACCCGGGAAUGACUAUUAUGUGUCUAAUAUUACUAACGCCAUCUACGACACUUUCAAAGUGUAUCCUGAUGUGAUUUGCACGGCUGUACAGGGCCAUCAAUUCCUUAUCGAAAUUGGGAUUUGUUUCGAGAAGGAUUUUACGUUGAGGAAUAGAUGUCACUCGUCUAACCAAAUGACGUUUCAGAAUAACUUUCAAUGCAGUACAAAAUAUCCCAUUAAUUAUCCAAAAUGAAUGAUGCUUAACCUACCGUGCUCAUCAAGGUUGACUUAAUGGUAGGCCAACAAAAGAGGGGAAGUUUAGGUUUUAAAGGGAGCACAACACUCCUCGUGAUGUUUGAGCUAAAAUAUAUUGUUGACAUAGGAAUGGAUGUUAAUAGUUUUUUGUGAGAGCUACUUCAAUUUCUUAUUAGACUAUGAUUAAUAAACAGAAUUUGGUAUACCAAAUUACAGCCAUUUAAUUAUGGAAUUUACUUCCUAUUUCAGUUCAAAGAAUAUUAUAAUGAAAAUUAAUGUUAAGAUUAAGUAAUAUUUGAUUUGUCUUUUAAUUUCUUGUAUUAAUGAUUCAUUGAUUGUUUCUUAUUCUGUAUUGUAUAUUGAAUAUUUUGGACCACAAUGGAAAUAGGUUUUUGACUUUUUUGGACUUUACCGUGCUUUUAUCCAUGAUUGGUUUUGUGUGUGUGUGUGUGUUCUAAUAAAGAAAUAAAUAAAAAUAAAAUAUAUUACUUAUAUGAUUUUAUAUAUAAGUAUUUCCAGCCACAUACAAUGAAUAAUAACCUGCCCAAAUGUCGGCGUGUGUUGGGAUAACAUGUAACCAAAAUAUACUGUGUUGAGCGACUACUGAAAAAUAAAUUUAUUUCAAUAUAUUAAUUGCUUACUCAGUAUGUAAGAUAUUCUUUCAUGAGAACGAGAACAUUUAUUAAGUUGG